This is a messenger RNA of Polyodon spathula (Mississippi paddlefish), 2153 nucleotides long. It is a transcript of the gene bet1, whose product is annotated as Bet1 golgi vesicular membrane trafficking protein. Gene Ontology annotation, cellular component: SNARE complex; Golgi trans cisterna. Gene Ontology annotation, molecular function: SNAP receptor activity. Gene Ontology annotation, biological process: vesicle fusion with Golgi apparatus; endoplasmic reticulum to Golgi vesicle-mediated transport. NCBI's taxonomy places the organism in Eukaryota, Metazoa, Chordata, Actinopteri, Acipenseriformes, Polyodontidae. The transcript has 4 exons. The coding region runs from base 130 to 471 and encodes 113 amino acids. The record is from RefSeq and is a predicted model, not a curated record.
UAUUCUGUGUUUGUGAUGACGUGGACCUUUUACACUUUCGCAGCAUAACAGAAAGCUAGCGGUCUUGGAGUGUUGUUAAAGAAAAUAAUAAUAAUAUACAUUACAUUACAUUAACUAGGGCGAUCAAACAUGAGGCGCGCAGGUUUGGGAGAAGGAGUACCUACGGGUAAUUAUGUUGCCAGUGGAUACAGUGUAUAUGAAGAGGAAAAUGAACAAUUAUCAGAAGGUCUGAAAGAAAAAGUAAAUGCUCUAAAAUCACUUUCCAUUGAUAUUGGAACAGAGGUAAAAUACCAAAACAAGAUGUUAGUAGACAUGGACACAGAUUUCGACUCAACAGGAGGUCUUUUGGGAGCAACUAUGGGCAGACUCAAACUUCUCUCUCGAGGCAGUCAAACAAAACUCUUCUGCUAUGUGUUGCUUUUUGUCCUCUUUGUGUUCUUCGUCCUAUACUGGAUUAUCAAACUGAGGUGAUGCAACAUAAAGAUUCCCAUAGCCGUGUGCCACUGCUUUGGACUAAGAAUUUACAAGUUGUAAAAAUACAAUUUGUACUGGAAGAUAUUGUUCUCGUAAUAGGUCUUUUGCGUUCAUUGGAAAUUAACUAUACAAGUAAUGUUGGUACAUACAAGUUUCAUUCCAAAAUGGUUUCACAAAAGAAUGAAUAAGAAUUUACAAUAGAUUAAAAGUAUUACUAAUGUAAACAAGAAAGAAAUCAAUUUCCUUGCAUUCUGAUCUAUUUCAUGAAGACUUCAAUAUUUUUCAGAGGCGGGGGGGAUGACACCAUUUAUAAAAAUGAAAUAUAGUUUGAAAUAUUUGCAGUAUGUAUGUGUGAAUAAUAUUUUUUUUAAUUUAAGAAAUGUUAUGGUAAAAUAUUAAUUUUCAUUUACACAUAAGCAGUACAUAUUGAAUUUUGAAUAAUACUGUAAAGAAAACUCCCACCUAGACAGCUUUUACGUUUCAAGCAUUUACUAAACAGUGCUCACUGAUAGGAAAAUCUGAUCUAUAUACAAAAGCACUAAAACUGUACAAAUCAUGGUUUAUUUGAUAAUUUCUCACUUGUAAAAUCAAUGCUCUAGAAUGUCAAUGUGCCAGAUACAAAAUGGUAUAAGUAUUUAAAGUAGGGGUUUCUAUCAAACAAAUGAGUUAAUCCGGAAAUCAAAUCCGUCUUGGUAAUCACUAAAUCCAAAAAUGAGCACUUAACUGCAGCCUUUGUCAGGGUACUGGAUAGAUUCAUUUUAAUAUAAAGGUUAGUAUUUUGCUGAAUGCGUUUGUUUUGGACAGUGCAUGCUGUUUGUGUAUAGCUUAGAACAUUCCAAUAAAGUAAGAUUUAGAACCCUGUCUGCAAAUAAAUGAUGCUGUUAACAAGACAUCAUUGUUGGCCAUACUUCAGUUGCAUAUUAAUUUAAUAGUCAUAACUGUGAUUAUUAGUGAUUUUACAGGAAUGAGAUCACAUUGACAAAAAGCUGUGCACAUUGACAUGAUGUAAGAAUUUAAUAGUCAUAACUACGAUUGUCAUGGUUAGUGAUUCUACAGGAAUGAGAUCACAGCCGCUCAUUGACAAAAAGCUGUGCACAGGGACAUGAUGUAAGAAUUCCAUAUUUUUUUUAAGUAAAUACUGAGACAUUUUAAACAAAAUGUUAUAAAUAUGUUACAAAUCAAUUACUACAGUAGCGGUGAAAUUCCACAUUUAAAUUCUGGAAUCAGAAGUCUGAUCUCCAUGGAGAGUUUGGGUAACGACCAUCGAAGUGCUAGCUGCCACGACACAAGCUGUCCACUAACUUCCGAAGUAGACAUCUGCAUAGGACCGGAUGUUGCCCAUACAGGAACUGCUCACGCACCACUGUACAUUCAAACGAACUAAUGCGCUAUGUAUUGUGUGUGCUUAAGUGUACUCUUUUUAUUGAAAAUAACACAAAAAUGGGGUAAUGUAAGUCAAUUCAGGCAGGUAACCUCCACCUUACUUUCAGCCUUGGCAGUUGAACUGCUUCUCCAUCUACAGUGUAUCUCACUACAAGCUGAGAUGGUAAUAAACAUUCAGGCUCUGAUUGCUUUGAAAAGGGAGGAACGAAUGCCAGAAGUCAAAUCAAGCAGUCAAAAUGCUGUGCUACACGAUCAUUUCAAAUGUAUUAAUAUGUGUAAUAAAAUAUUGCAACUUG